GCGCAUAUAUAUCGUUGUGGCCCAUUUAACUCGCGACGAAACGGAACACGCCCAUUCCGCGCUUAUGCAAUUGUAAACUGAUUGUAAACGUCGUGCAAUCAUUGCCGACGACGUCUUCUCCGCGACGCGUGUAUCACUUGUGUGGGUACACGCGACGUCGCGUUUUUCGCGACUAGCAUCACGCACAGCAUUAUAAGCGUCCCCCAGCCAUCGGAAUCAUCAGAUAAGGAUUGCCGCGCGAGCUGACAACUACGGCGCUCCUCAAGAAUUCUUUUCCUCUUGUCUUCUUUUCUCGCGCGGAAAGUAAUUCGGCGUGAGCGCUCGAUAGUGCAGUAAAAAUAAUAAGUCAUUCAAUGGUUAACCAAAUACCUGUGCCGCAGGCCAAAUAUGAAUUAUUAACUAACAUACGACAACCACGCUGGAGAACGCAGGUCGUUUGCCUUACUUUGUCAUUCCUGAUUGUCGGAGUGUUGUUUAUCACACGCGCUUGGUUCGGCAUACUCCUACUAAAAUCUCCGAGGACCAACAGAUUCGUCGAGGAACACAUUGACGAUGCCAAGAUUGCUACGUGGCUACGUCGGGCUCGGAUGUACGCCGAAUCGACGAAGGAGAAUCAGAAUGCGGACAGGAACACAAGUGUCAGCGCAUCGGAACAACACCGCCACGAUACAAACGGCCAGGUCCUCGUGUGCUACUAUACAAUACCGGGGGACCUGAACACGUCGUGGGAGCUCAGUCCGUCGCACAUUGACCCUCAUAUUUGUACGCAUAUUAUCGUGGGUUUUGCGGGCGUGGUGAACAAUACGCUCGACAUAGGCGACGAUGCGCCGGUUUAUGAGCGAGUAGUUGCUUUAAAGAAUCUCGAACCUAACUUGAAGGUCAUGAUCAGCGCUGGCGGAAACAAUGAGCUCCAUAAUGGUUUCUCCGAGAUGGUAAAAAAUCACGCGAAUAGAAAAAAGUUUAUCCAGUCAGUAUUAAACAUUACCAAAACUUUCCGUUUGGAUGGUUUUGACGUUGAUUGGGAGUUUCCAGCCUGGUUAGGGGCGGAUGAGCGUGAAAAAAUACAUUUUGCGCAAUUAUUACAAGAAUUACGAAAAGAAUUUGACCAUAGUGGGCAAAAAUUGAUUUUAACAGUUGCAGUUGCAGCGCCACAGGCCAUUGUGGACCAAAGUUACAGUAUUCCUGAAAUGGCAGAGCACAUUGACUUUAUAAAUCUCAUGUCAUAUGAUUAUCAUUUUUACGUUUGGUACUUCCCGGUAACAGAUCUGAAUGCCCCACUCUUUCCUCGUUGUACAGAGACAGGCUAUUUAUCCACAUUAAAUGUGAAUUUCUCUGCUCAAUACUGGAUAGCAAAGGGAAUGCCACGUGAGAAGAUUGUUAUUGGUAUACCGGCUUAUGGUCACACAUACAAACUGGACAAUCCAGUGAAUCAUGGUUUACAAGCGCCGGCUAGCGGAUUCGGAAAGCUUGGCGUAAAAGGCUUUGUAUCUUAUCCUACGAUUUGUCAAUUUUUAAAAUCUGGAGCUGAGAGCGUUUUUAAUAAAGAAAGUCGUGUGCCAUAUGCGUUCAAAGACAGGGAAUGGAUAUCUUACGACAAUGAGGAGAGCGUUUCUUACAAGAAUAUGUGGAUUCGUACCAAUGGUUUCAAAGGAGCCAUGAUUCUAUCUUUAAACGUUGAUGAUUGGAACGGCACUUGUUAUGGUACAAAUGAGACAUUUCCUUUGACACGUACCAUCUCGAAAGUAUUAUUUAAGGAGUCAGACAAGUAAUAAAAUAGGAAUACUUUAAAAACAUACACAUACAAUCAAUGAAUCUAAUUAUUAUUAUAAAGCUUAAGACAUUUUACAUUAAAAUGAUUCCAUCGCAUUCCUAUUUAAUAUUACUUGAUGUACACUCUACCUCAGUUGCUCAAAGAUUCUUUUGUACAAUUAAGUUGCUAAAAUAUUUCGAGCACAGUAUUAUAUGCUGUAAUAGAGCAUAGCACUUGUACCUGGUUGAGUCGAAUAAAAAAUAUACGCGCGUUAAAUUAUAUAUUACAUAAAGAUAUACGUUUCCUACAUGAUAUUAUUUAUUGCUUCACAAAUAAAUGGUACCCGCGAAAUAAUUCUAAGAUAUUCUCUAUUAAAUAAUUUUGAAAGGAGACACAGUAACAACAAUGAAAAAAUAUAAUUAUUUCGAGAAUGCCAUAUAUUAUCCAUAAUAAAUAAGCGUACAACAGUCAUUCGUUUCAGAAUAAGACUUUAAAUUCGUAAUCAAUUUUAUUUUUUCAAGUACUGCGUAUAUAGAUAAGAUAAUUAUUGUUAUAAUUAUUCAAGCCAUGUUAACUGAUCUCGUUAUACCAAUGUCAUAAAGUAUGAAAUAUAUAAAACUGUUUUACCC
Messenger RNA from Atta colombica, 2379 nucleotides. Its product is annotated as chitinase-3-like protein 2. The coding region runs from base 354 to 1769 and encodes 471 amino acids. The transcript is spliced from 6 exons. NCBI's taxonomy places the organism in Eukaryota, Metazoa, Arthropoda, Insecta, Hymenoptera, Formicidae. Gene Ontology annotation, biological process: carbohydrate metabolic process; chitin catabolic process. Gene Ontology annotation, molecular function: chitinase activity; chitin binding. The record is from RefSeq and is a predicted model, not a curated record. Gene Ontology annotation, cellular component: extracellular region.